Diaporthe citri is the source of this 642-nucleotide messenger RNA. RefSeq lists its product as uncharacterized. The transcript has a single exon. The record is from RefSeq and is a predicted model, not a curated record. NCBI's taxonomy places the organism in Eukaryota, Fungi, Ascomycota, Sordariomycetes, Diaporthales, Diaporthaceae. The coding region runs from base 1 to 642 and encodes 213 amino acids.
AUGUUUUCCAACAUCCCCCCAAGUGCAAUCACUACCACCCCGGACGGCGUGGCACCAAUGGAGAUGCUCGCCAAGCGUCCCGGGCGGCGCGGCCUGCAUAUCGUGGACUACAACCCCUCCUGGGCAAACGACUUCUCCGACCUCGAGUCCCGAAUCCGCUCGGCUCUCGGCUCAGCCGCACUCAACAUCCACCACGUCGGGUCCACCAGCGUCCCGGGGCUCUCGGCGCGGUCCGUGAUCGACGUCGACCUCGUGGUCGCCGACCCCGCCGACGAGGCCUCGUACGUGCCGGCGCUGGAGGCAGCCGGUUUCACGCUGUACUUCCGGCAGCCGGCUUACUACGGUCACCGCUUCCUCGGGUGCCAGACGCCUGAUACAAAUAUCCACGUCUACGGCCCGGAUUGUCCUGAUGUCGCGCGCCACUUGAUCCUCAGGGAAUGGUUGAGUGAGCAUCCGGAGGACAGGGACAAGUAUGCGGCAGUGAAGAGGGAGGUCGCGGUUGUGGCGGAGGAGAAGGGCGAGACGGGCAAUCAAUACGGCAAGAGGAAGGAGUGGGUUAUCCGGGAAAUCAUGGACAGGGCGUUUAGAGAGAAUGGGCUGUUGCCGGAUGGUAGUGGUACGAGGUCGGAACAAGGUCAUUAG